AUGGCAGCGCGGCAACCCGCAGCCAAAGGGUUUUCCCCCGUCCCUGCAGUGGCUGCGGUCGUGGAGCCAGACGACAGGAGCGCAGGGGUAGUGGUUGAAUGCCUUCUGCAUCCGACAAACAGCUGGAGACGGCGCCGGUAUCCUCUAGCGACAACUUUAUCGCAACUCGCAUCUGAAACGGAACAGGCUCUCGCGCGCCCCGCAAAAGUCGUUUCGAUUUCCCGGCGUGCCGACAAGAAAGGCCUCCCCAGCGCUCCAUUGCCUCUCACCGCUGACCUCAGAUCUUUGGGGGCAACGGCGGGGGGUUACAUGAUUCUGGAAGUCGCGUUGAGAAGGACAGAUGAAGACGGAAAGGAACUUGGAGAGGAAGACGGCGCCCGGAACGCGGAGAAUCCGUUCUUGGCGUUGCGCCUGGUGACGAGACGGCAACGCACUGCACGGCGGGCGCGCAGACGGUUGCGAAUGCGGCGUCGUCCUUGCCGCCAAAGACCAAGUUUCACACGGAGACGCAAACGCGCCAUGGAGAAACCGGGGUUGUCCAUCGCCCAGAAGCACGACAAGACGAUGUACCCGAGACCGUACUUCACCGCCGACGCCCUGGACGCCUUGAAGGCCGAGAAGGCAGUCAUCGUGCAAGCUCACGUACGAGGCUUCCUGGCACGACAAAAAGCAUCAAAACUCCGGCGUGCCAAGCAGGAAAUAAUCGACCGCGAAGAAGAAGAGAAGGCUGCCGCAAAAAGAGAGCACGAGAUGCGGCAAAAGCGCCUCCGGAAUCGAUGCCAGCACCCCGAGACCUACGCGGAUUUUGCCGUUCUGUACCAGGAACUCGAAUCCUGGAGAGUUCAAGAGACUGCACGCAUUAAGCACACCUUUGUGAGCGAUGUUCAUCGGCGCCAAGCCUUCAAGGAACUGCUCCACAGAGAAACAGAUCUUUUGCAGCAUAUUGAGGAAUUGAAGUUGCAGGCUAUGAAGGAAAGUCGCAAAGAAAAAAAGCUACAUUUCCUGGAGACCACGGCUAGACCCUUUGCCUGGGCUUGCCCGUCGACAGGCGACGUCAUCACUGUUUUCACCCCCGAAACCAUGUGGGCAGAGGAACUGCGGAAACUGUACGUGGACCUCGAAAACCUCGCAGUUGACACAGCCACUCGACUUGAGAUCCUUCAUCGCCUUCAAGCAACCGUGGCAAAUGCAGCGCCAGGCCGCGAUCAGAAGCGCAGGCUGAAGACAGUGAGUCUCAACGAGGAGAUCGUCGAGCUCUGCCGACGCGAAAUCGAUUGCCUCCGCCGCGGAACAACACAGACGGCCAAACUCAGUGGUCUUAGACAACGUCUCUCUCACGCGUUCUGGUACCUUUUGCAAUCUCCUGCCUUUAACCCACAAGCCGCUCGCUACCUGAAACUCCCCGCGUGA
Molecule: messenger RNA, 1410 nt
Organism: Neospora caninum
Lineage: Eukaryota; Apicomplexa; Conoidasida; Eucoccidiorida; Sarcocystidae
Product: putative IQ calmodulin-binding motif domain-containing protein
Exons: 3
Coding region: 1-1410 (469 amino acids)
Molecular function (GO): protein binding
Source: RefSeq, a predicted model, not a curated record